Messenger RNA from Paramecium tetraurelia, 2763 nucleotides. RefSeq lists its product as uncharacterized. Gene Ontology annotation, cellular component: membrane. NCBI's taxonomy places the organism in Eukaryota, Ciliophora, Oligohymenophorea, Peniculida, Parameciidae. The record is from RefSeq and is a predicted model, not a curated record. The transcript is spliced from 7 exons. Gene Ontology annotation, biological process: regulation of membrane potential; potassium ion transmembrane transport. Gene Ontology annotation, molecular function: voltage-gated potassium channel activity.
AUGUCUGCAUACGAAGACCCACUUUCCAGUCCAAAUAUGGCAAGCUCAAUAGUUUUAAUGAAUGAUGAUUUCUUAAAUAACUUUAAAAUGAAGCAAUCUUAAUUCACAAUGCUGGACAAAGUAAAGUUAUCCAGAGAGGUUAGUGAAUAGAGUAUCGUCUCCUAAGACUCAUAUGAUUUCGAAGCCAAAUAAGGAUUUAAAACUAAGAUAUGGAAGGAUCGAGCCUUAAAUAUUAUAGUUCUUGUUGCUCGUUUUGUUACUUACUUAUUGACUAAUUCGGAUAAAUUUAAAUUGCGAUACUUAGAUCAUAGGUAAUUUAAAGUUAUUGGAGAUAAGGCUUCUGAUUUUAAUUUUUAUUUAACACAUAAAUUAAUAAGAGGCAAGGCAAAAUAAGGCUCAUUGGAAUUGCUAUCUACAAAAAUUAAGUUAUACCUAGGUUUUUUAAGAGUGUUUUCAUCAAUCAUAAAACCAAUCAGGCCUGAUAAUUCGCUUAAACUAUAUUGGGAUGUAGUAGUUUUUCUCAUUUUAUUAAUAAAUAUCCUUUAUAUACCUCUUAAGAUCUCAUUUCAAAUAAGCCUAGUUGAUGGAGCAGAUUUUUUUCUAGACACUCUACCCUAAUAUGUGUUCGUUUUCGAAAUAUUGCUUAAUUUUAAUGUUGCUUACUAUUCAAGGGGAGUAUUAGUGUUAAAUAGAACAUAGAUAUUCAAACAUUAUUUGAAGGGAAAAUUCGCACUUGAUUUCAUUGUUCUUAUCCCGUUUAUGAUAGGGAGAUCUAAUGUACCCUAUAUUGAGUUCGUGUUGCUGUUUAGAGUAUCCAGGGUUAUGUAUAUCUUCGAAAAUAUAGUUGAAACUACGAACCUUCGAGUAAAUUUUGCAUCAGUCAUUGACAUAAUCUCAUUAAUGUCAACCUUCUUGUUUGCAUCACACAUUAUAGCCUGCAUUUGGCAUUUCAUAGCGAUUUAAGAAUCUUCAUUUGAGGAAAACACAUGGAUUCAAAGAGCCAAUCUGGUUGAACACAAUUGGCAAGCUAGAUAUAUCACAAGUUUUUAUUGGGCUUGUAUAACUACAUUGACUAUAGGCUAUGGUGAUAUAAUACCAGUCACUCAAUAUGAGAAAAUAUUUGUCAUUUUCGUAACGCUUUUAAGUUCUAUUAUCUUUGGUUAUACAAUUUCGAGUAUCGGUUCAAUUUUUGCUUAAAUGAGUGAAAACAAAAAUUACCUCAGAGAUAGAAUGACAUUGAUAGAUUCUUUUCUUAAAAAAAGAGGCUUGAAUAAAGAUUUGUAAGUGAAAGUGAAGAAGUUUUUUGAAUACUUUUUGAAAUAAGAGAGGGAUUAAGAAUCGGAAUGUGAAAAGUUAAUGAUUCAUUUAUCAGGGACUUUAAAUAGGGAAGUUAAGAUUGAUUUUUACAAAAACAUCUUGUGCACUUCUAAAUUAAUUAGACAAAACUUUUCUGCUCAAUUUAUAGAGAAGUUAUGUAUACUCGUGAAAGAAUAAUCUUUUGUUCCAGAAGAAAUAAUCUCGAUAGAAGGAUAAAAGGUUGAUAAAAUUUACUUUAUACUCAAAGGAGAGGUAGAAGCUUAUAUUAGUAACAAUAAAACAAUUAAAUUCUAUUCAAGAAGUUAAGCUAUAGAUGAAAAGUCAUUCAUUUCACAACAUCCUGCUUUGUUUUCCACCAGAGCUAUCAAAUUCUCAAAGCUAGCUUAUAUUACAUACGAUGAUUUAUUAGAAUUAUUAAAAUACAACCAAGAAGACAGAGAGCAUUUUUAUUAUGUUAAACAUCAAAUAGAAUUCGGUGGAAGUGUUAAAAUGGGAGGAUGUGAAUUGUGUCACCAAAAUCAUGAUUUCAUAAAGUGUCCUUUUGUAUUCUAUACACCAAAUAGUUUAAGACUAUUUAAGAAAAAUGAUCAUGAGGAUAAAUAGCUAAGGAGAUUCAGAGUGCGAUCUAGAAUAAAUCAAAAAAUUCAUAAUAACUCUCUAGCAUAAUUAAGAAAUUUAUAAUAGUUAGUCUUUAACUAUUGCGCCUGUUAGGGUUUGUUAAACGAAAUUGGACCAAAUUCAGAAUUUAUUUUAUCAAACAAAUUCAAUUUCUAAUAAGAUUCAGCCUAAGAAGAAAUAGAUCCUAGCAUGACAAAUUCAGAUAACGAAUCCGAAUAUAAGCCUAUAAAAUCUCAAAAUUAUUUACAAAUCAAGAGAGAUUCUAAAAGGAAGGUAUCUGAAAAUAAAGAUUCUCAAUCUAUAAAAUCUAAAAAAAAAUAUACUAGGAUUUCUAUCUAAAAGAUAUGUUAAUAAAAUAGAAAUUCUGCAUUAUACGAAAGAGAAAAUUGUAUUCAAGAAAGGAAACACAAAUCUAGCACAAAGAGGGUUACUUUAAUUUAAAAUUAAAUGAAACUUGAAUAGAGUGAAAGAUUGGAUGAUGACCCUUUAUAAACCUAAUUUUAAUAAACAAUUGCUUUAAGCUAAUAAUAACAAGCAUAAUAACAAUUACCUUCACCAUAAUUAUAAUAGAACUCAGCUAAAUUGCUUGAUGUAGAUUAAGUAUCAUUUAUUGAAAUUGAUAUUGCACGACAGAUGCUUAAAAAAGAAUGCGAUAUAGAUUUAUAAAAAGAAAUGGAAUUUUAUGACACAGGAUUUAAUUUUUAAGUAGUUGUUGGUAAAUUGAAAAAAGUAAGUAAAAAGUUACCUUUAAAAUUGAAAAGAAAAAAAAUGAGAAAAUCCUUCGCAAGGUCUUAAUCAAUAAGGCAUAUUAGCUAAACUAGGUCUUGA